AAGUGUGUAAGCAGAAGACUUUGUACUACUCAGCUGAAGCAGUGGUACAGUAUGAGCAAUACGAACAAGAGAUGAAGCAUUUACAGCAAAUGAUAGAGGGUGCCCACCGUGAGAUCCAAGACAAACCUGUUGCAACCAGUAACAUCCAGGAGCUGCAGGUCCAGAUUUCACGCCAUGAGUUCCAGUCAUCACAUGACCUCAUUUCCAUGGAGCUGGCGCAGAAGAUUAAAGGAUACCAGGAGCAAAUAGCCUCUUUGAAUUCCAAGUGCAAGAUGCUAACAAUGAAAGCCAAACAUGCCACUAUGUUGUUGACAGUGACAGAAGUGGAAGGGCUGUCAGAAGGAAUGGAGGAGCUGGACUCAGAACUCCUCCCAACACACUCGGCUCAUCCCUCUGUGGUUAUGAUGACUGCUGGUCGCUGUCACACACUACUCUCACCUGUCACUGAGGAGUCUGGGGAGGAGGGAACCAACAGUGAGAUUUCUUCUCCACCUGCCUGUCGCUCUCCUUCACCUGUGGCUAAUACAGAUGCUUCUGUUAACCAGGACAUUGCUUAUUAUCAAGCCUUAUCUGCUGAACAGUUGCAGACAGAAGCUGCCAAGAUUCAGCCCAGCACAUCAUCCACUCAGGAGUUCUAUGAGCCAGGCUUAGAGUCAGCUGCCAAUGCCAAACUGGAUGAUUUGCAGCGUUCUUGGGAAACACUGAAGAAUGUGAUAAGUGAAAAGCAGCGCACCCUCUAUGAAGCUCUUGAACGCCAGCAGAAAUACCAAGACUCACUCCAGUCCAUAUCCACAAAAAUGGAGACCAUUGAGGUGAAGCUGAAUGAAAGUUUGGAACCUGGCAAGAGCCCAGAGAGCCAGAUGGCUGCACAUCAGGCUUUGAUGGAUGAGAUUCUGAUGUUACAAGAUGAAAUCAGUGAGCUUCAAACAUCAUUAGCAGAGGAACUGGUGUCAGAGUCACUGGACGCAGAUGCUGCUGAUCAGUUGGCUUUGCAGUCCACGCUCACUGUCCUGGCAGAGAGAAUGGCCACUAUUAGAAUGAAAGCUUCAGGAAAACGACAACUGCUAGAGGAAAAACUCAAUGAGCAGCUAGAAGAACAGCGACAAGAGCAAGCCCUGCAGAGAUAUCGCUGUGAAGCUGAUGAGCUUGACCAUUGGCUACUCAAUACCAGAGCCUCUUUGGACACCACUUUGAUUACUUCUGAGGAACCCAUGGACAUGGAGGCUCAACUGGUUGACUGUCAGAACAUGCUGGUGGAAAUAGAACAGAAAGUGGUGGCCUUGUCAGAGCUCUCCGUGCACAAUGAGAACCUGCUCAUGGAAGGAAAGGCGCACACAAAGGAUGAGGCAGAGCUGUUGGCCGUAAAGCUCAGAACUUUAAAGGGAAGCCUUCUGGAGCUGCAGAGAGUGCUGCAUGACAAACAAAUCAACAUUCAACAGGGAGCUUUACAAGACAAGGAGGAGUGUGAGUUGGACUUGGUAUCCUCACACAGCCCCAGUGUCCAAGAAUGGCUGGCACACGCACGAACAACCCGUUCCCAGCAGCAACAGAGCAGCCUCCAGCAACAGAAAGAGCUGGAACAAGAGCUGGCAGAGCAGAAGAACCUGCUUCGUUUAGUAGCAAGCCGUGGAGAAGAAAUCCUAACCCAACACUCUGCUCCAGAUGGCCGUCAAGCUAGUGAGAAGCCUGAUGUGUUAUCUCGGGAGUUAGGCUUGGAAGGUGAGACUCCAUCAGCUGAAGAUCAAAUGAAAAUGAAAUGGGAAAGCUUGCACCAGGAAUUCAGCACCAAACAGAGACUGCUGCAGAAUGCUUUGGAACAGGAAGAGGCACAGCCGCUUUACAACAGACCAAACAGACUGAUGUCUGGCCUACCCUUAUAUAAAGGGGAAGGACAGGCGCAAGAUAAAUCAUCAUUUGAAUCUAUACUGGUUGGUUUGAACCAGGCCUUUGAAGAUGUUUCAUCUCAGGCUGGAGGAGCAGAGAAGGAAAGCCUGCACUUAGAACAGAAGCUGUAUGAUAGCGUCUCAGCCACUUCUUCUUGGCUGGAUGGUGUUGAAGAAUGCUUGUUUGUUGCUACAGCCCUGCUUCCGGAAGAGACAGAAACUUGCCUGUAUAACCAGGAAUCUCUUGCCAAAGAUAUCAAAGAGAUGUCAGAAGAAAUGGAUAAGAACAAGAAUUUGUUUUCUCAAACAUUUCCCGAGAACAGUGAUAACAGGGAUGUUAUAGAGGGCACUUUGGACUGUCUACUGGGGAGACUGACCAUGCUGGAGUCAGUAGUAAACCAGAGGUGCCAUCAGAUGAAAGAGAGACUUCAGCAAAUACUCACCUUCCAGAAUGAUCUAAAGCUACUGUUUACAUCAUUGGCUGAUCACAAAUACAUAGUUCUGCAGAAACUAGCAGAGGCAGCUGAGCGACCUGAAAUGGAACAAAUGCAGGCUAUACUACAGGCAGAAGAUGGUCUGAAGGAAUUGGAUGCUGGAAUCAGCAAAUUAAAGAAGCGUGGGGACAAGCUACAGAUUGACCAGCCUUCCAUGCAAGAGCUAUCUAAGCUCCAGGACAUGUAUGAUGAACUGAUGAUGAUCAUUGGAUCCAGACGCAGUGGUCUGAACCAAAAUCUGGCCCUCAAGGGUCAGUAUGAACGAGCUUUCCAGGACCUGGCUGACCUAAUAGAAACUGGCCAAGAAAAGAUGUCAGGUGACCAGAAAAUUAUUGUUGCUUCCAAGGAGGAGGUCCAAAUGCUACUAGACAAACACAAGGAAUAUUUCCAGGGUCUGGAAUCUCACAUGAUCCUGACAGAAACGCUGUUUAGAAAGAUAAGCAGUUUUGCCCUCCUGAGGGAAACCCAGUCACAUACGAAACAGAUGGCACAAGCCUCCGCUGUGUUAAAACAAGCUCAUAAGCGGGGUGUUGAGCUGGAAUACGUUCUAGAGACCUGGACACACCUGGACGAGGACUAUCAGGAACUGACCAGACAGCUGGAGGCUGUUGAAAGUAGCAUUCCUAGUGUUGGUUUGGUAGAGGAGACGGAGGAAAGGCUUACAGACCGGAUCACGCUUUAUCAGCGCCUGAAAUCUAGCCUGACUGAAUACCAGCCCAAGCUUUACCAGGUGUUGGAUGAUGGGAAAAGACUACUUUUUUCUAUCAGCUGUUCAGCUCUAGAAAGUCAACUGAACCAGUUAGGAGAGCACUGGUUAAACAACACCAGCAAAGUGACCAAGGAACUGCACAGACUGGAGACUAUACUAAAGCACUGGACAAGAUAUCAGAGUGAAUCAGUUGAGCUGAUUCAUUGGUUACAAUCGGCAAUGGACCGGCUGGAGUUCUGGACUCAGCAGUCAGUGACAGUCCCUCAAGAACUUGAAAUGGUGCGAGAUCAUCUGAAUGCUUUUCUGGAGUUUUCAAAAGAGGUUGAUGCCAAAUCAUCCCAGAAAUCUUCUGUUUUAAGCACUGGGAACCAACUCCUUCGGCUAAAGAAAGUGGAUACAGCAGCAUUGCGUGCAGGACUGUCUCAGAUCGACAGCCAGUGGAUAGAGUUACUUACACAAAUUCCAGUAGUACAAGAAAAACUGCAUCAGCUUCAGAUGGACAAGCUUCCUUCUCGUCAUGCCAUCACUGAACUCAUGAGUUGGAUUUCACUGAUGGAAAAUAUCAUUCAGGAGGAUGAAGAGAAUAUAAAAAAUGUAGUAGGACAUAAAGCCAUUCAGGAUUAUCUACAGAAGUAUAAGGGAUUUAAAAUUGAUGUAAACUGCAAACAGUUGACAGUAGACUUUGUGAACCAGUCCGUACUACAGAUUAGCAGCCAGGAUGUGGAAAGUAAACGCAGUGACAAGACUGAUUUUGCAGAACAGCUUGGAGCAAUGAACAGACGUUGGCAGAUCCUCCAGAGCCUGAUAACAGAAAAGAUCCAGCUGUUGGAAAGCCUGCUGGAAUCCUGGACAGAAUAUGAAAACAAUGUGCAGUGCCUGAAAACUUGGUUUGAUACCCAAGAGAAGAGAUUGAAGAAACAACAGAGAAUUGGAGAUCAGGCUUCAGUCCAGAAUACCAUGAAAGACUGUCAGGAGUUGGAAGAGUUGAUUAAAGCAAAGGAAAAAGAAGUUGAGAAAAUAGAACAGAGUGGCCUUUCCUUGGUCCGGAAUAAGAAGGAAGAAGUCUCUAAUGUUGUCAUGAGUACCCUGCAAGAACUUAACCAUUCCUGGGCCAAUUUGGACCACAUGGUCGGCCAGCUGAAGAUAUUGUUGCAGUCUGUGCUUGAUCAGUGGAGCAUUCACAAAGUGGCUUAUGAAGAACUGAAUAGUUACCUGAUGGAAGCUAGAUAUUCUUUGUCUCGCUUUCAUCUCCUCACAGGUUCCUUGGAAGCAGUGAGAGUCCAAGUCGAUAACCUUCAGAGACUGCAGGAUGAGUUGGAAAAGCAAGAGAACAGCUUACAGAAGUUUGGUUCAGUGACAAACCAGUUAUUGAAAGAGUGUCACCCACCAGUCACUGAAACACUUUCUGACACUCUGAAAGAAGUCAAUAUGAGGUGGAAUAACCUUCUAGAAGAGAUUGCAGAACAGCUACAUUCCAGUAAGGCCCUGCUUCAGCUCUGGCAGAAGUACAAAGACUGUUACAGCCAGUGCUCUUCCUCAGUCCAGCAGCAUGAGGACCAAACCAAUGAGCUGUUGAAGACCGCCACUAACAAGGACAUAGCUGAUGAUGAAGUCGCUACUUGGAUUCAGGAUUGCAAUGAUCUAUUGAAAUGCCUGGGGACAGUGCAGGAUUCCCUGUUUGUUCUCCAUGAACUUGGAGAGCAGCUUAAGCAACAAGUGGAGACUUCUGCAGCAGCAGCUAUUCAGUCUGAUCAACUCUCCCUGAGCCAAAACUUGUCAGCCUUAGAGCAGGCUCUCAUCAGGCAAAAGGCUAUACUUCAGGCUGGAGUUCUAGACUAUGAGACAUUUGCUAAGAGCCUAGGAGGCCUGGAGGCCUGGAUAACAGAAGCUGAAGAAAUGUUGAAAGGACAAGAUCCCAGUCAUUCAUCUGACCUCUCUACAAUCCAGAAUAGGAUGGAAGAACUCAAAAGCCAGAUGUUAAAGUUCAGUAGCAUGGCGCCGGACUUGGACCGUCUGAAUGAGCUGGGUUACAGGCUACCCCUGAAUGAUAAAGAAAUCAAAAGGAUGCAGAAUCUGAACAGGCGGUGGUCCAUGAUCUCAUCUCAGACGACAGAAAGAUUCAGUAAGCUGCAGUCUUUCUUGCUGCAACACCAGACCUUUUUGGAGAAAUGUGAGAGUUGGAUGGAAUUUCUGGUUCAGACUGAGCAGAAACUGGCUGCAGAGAUUUCAGGAAACUACCAGAGUUUGUUGGAGCAACAGAGGGCACACGAGCUGUUCCAGGCAGAGAUGUUCAGUCGCCAGCAGAUUUUACAUUCAAUCAUCAUUGAUGGGCAGCACCUACUAGAGCAAGGACAGGUGGAUGACAGGGAUGAGUUUAAUCUGAAACUGACGCUGCUCAGUAAUCAAUGGCAAGGAGUGAUUCGCAGGGCACAACAGAGAAGGGGAAUCAUUGACAGCCAGAUCCGCCAAUGGCAACGUUACAGAGAGAUGGCAGAGAAACUACGCAAAUGGCUGGUGGAAGUGUCCUAUCAGCCAGUGAGUGGACUGAGUGGUGUUCCUAUUCCACUGCAGCAAGCCAGAGCCCUGUUGGAUGAAGCGCAACUUAGAGAGAAAGUUCUCCUACGGCAACAAGGGAGUUACAUUUUAACUGUGGAAGCUGGGAAGCAGCUGCUGCUCUCUGCUGAUAGUGGAGCUGAAGCAGCCCUGCAGACAGAACUCACGGAAAUUCAGGAGCACUGGAAAUUAGCCACCGUUCGUCUUGAGGAACAGAAGAAACAGCUCACCUUCCUACUGAAAGACUGGGAAAAAUGUGAAAAGGGCAUAGCAGACUCCCUGGAGAAACUAAGAUCCUUCAAGAAAAAGCUUUCUCAGCCAUUGCCCGAUCACCACGAUGAGCUGCAUACAGAGCAGAUUCGUUGCAAGGAGCUAGAAAAUGCUGUUGAAGGGUGGACGGAUGACCUUGCGCAUCUGACACUGCUGAAGGAGACUCUAGCUACCUACAUCAGUGCUGAUGAUAUCUCAAUCCUCAACGAGCGCAUUGAGCUGCUGCACAGGCAAUGGGAGGAGCUGUGCCACCAGAUCUCCUUGCGUCGGCAGCAGGUGAAUGAGAGACUGAAUGAGUGGGCAGUCUUCAGUGAGAAGAACAAGGAGCUCUGUGAGUGGCUGACACAAAUGGAGAGUAAGGUCUCUCAAAAUGGAGACAUCCUCAUUGAAGAGAUGAUAGAGAAACUCAAGAAGGAUUAUCAAGAUGAAAUUGCCAUGGCCCAAGAGAAUAAAAUCCAGCUCCAGCAAAUGGGAGAGCGUCUUGCCAAAGCCAGUCAUGAGAGCAAAGCAUCAGAAAUCGAAUAUAAACUUGGCAAGGUCAAUGACAGAUGGCAACACCUUCUGGAUCUGAUUGCAGCCAGGGUGAAGAAGUUGAAGGAGACCCUGGUUGCUGUGCAGCAGCUGGAUAAGAACAUGAACAGCUUGAGAUCCUGGCUCGCUCACAUUGAGUCAGAGCUGUCCAAACCCAUUGUCUACGAAACCUGUGAUUCCGAGGAGAUACAAAGGAAACUGAAUGAGCAGCAGGAACUCCAAAGGGACAUAGAGAAACACAGCACUGGAGUUGCAUCUGUUCUCAACCUGUGUGAGGUGCUGCUCCACGACUGCGAUGCUUGUGCCACAGAAACAGAGUGCGACUCCAUCCAGCAGGCCACCCGGAACCUGGACAGAAGAUGGAGAAACAUCUGUGCAAUGUCAAUGGAAAGGCGACUUAAAAUUGAAGAGACGUGGCGACUAUGGCAAAAGUUCUUAGAUGACUAUUCUCGCUUUGAAGACUGGCUGAAAAUUUCAGAGAGGACAGCUGCCUUUCCUAGCUCCUCUGGUGUGGUGUAUACGGUUGCCAAGGAAGAGCUAAAGAAAUUUGAGGCCUUCCAAAGACAAGUGCAUGAAAGUCUGACACAGCUGGAACUGAUUAAUAAACAGUAUCGCCGCCUGGCCCGAGAAAACCGCACUGACUCUGCUUGCAGCCUCAAACAGAUGGUCCAUGAAGGGAACCAGAGAUGGGACAACUUACAAAAGCGAGUCACUUCUAUCCUGCGCAGGCUAAAACAUUUUAUUGGCCAGCGCGAGGAGUUUGAGACAUCACGUGACAACAUUCUGGUCUGGCUAACAGAGAUGGAUCUGCAGUUGACCAAUAUUGAACAUUUCUCAGAGUGCGACGUCCAAGCAAAGAUAAAGCAACUCAAGGCUUUCCAGCAAGAGAUCUCCCUGAACAACAAUAAAGUUGACCAGAUAAUUGUCCAGGGUGAGCAGCUGAUAGAGAAAAGCGAACCCAUAGAUGCAGCUGUCAUUGAAGAAGAAUUGGAUGAGCUCCGGCAUUACUGUCAAGAGGUCUUUGGUCGUGUGGAACGCUACCACAAGAAAUUGAUCCGCCUUCCUCUGACAGACGAUGAACAUGACCUCUCUGACAGAGAGGUGGAUCUGGAUGAAUCAGCAGAUCUUUCUGACAUACACUGGCACGACAAAUCUGCAGACAGUAUUCUGUUCCCACACCCCUCCUCCAACCUCUCACUGUCACUUGCCCAACCGAUGAGAAGUGAGCGGUCAGGGCGGGAUACUCCUGCAAGUGUAGAUUCCAUCCCUUUGGAAUGGGAUCAUGACUAUGACCUCAGUCGGGACUUGGAGACAGCCAUUUCGAGGGCACUGCACUUAGAGGAGGAGGAAGGACAAGAAGACAAAGAUUUCUAUCUUAGGGGAGCAGCUAGUAUAGCAGGAGAACCAGGUGCCUUGGAAACACACAUCCGUCAACUGGACAAGGCCUUAGACACUAGUCGUUUCCAAAUACAGCAAACAGAAAAUAUCAUUCGCAGCAAAACACCCACAGGACCGGAACUAGAUUCCAGUUACAAAGGAUAUAUGAAGCUACUGGGUGAGUGCAGUGGCAGCAUAGACUCAGUAAAAAGGCUUGGUUACAAACUGAAAGAGGAAGAGGAGAAGCUCUCUGGAUUUAUAAACCUGAAUAGUACUGAAACACAAACAGCUGGUGUGAUUGAUCGCUGGGAGUUAAUCCAGGCCCAAGCUCUAAGCAAGGAACUCAGAAUGAAACAGAACCUUCAGCAGUGGCAGCAGUUCAACUCUGACCUGAACAACAUUUGGGUUUGGUUAGUGGAGACCGAAGAGGAGCUAGAGAAACUCUGUCAUCUUGAUCUCAGCACCGACAUACAAACCAUUGAGCUCCGAAUCAAAAAACUGAAAGAGUUGCAGAAAGCUGUUGAUAACCGCAAAGCGAUCGUCCUGUCCAUCAACCUGUGCAGCUCCGAAUUCACUCAAUCUGAUAGCGAAGAAAGCAAGAAGCUGCAGGAGCGCCUAUCUCAGAUGAACAUGCGCUGGGAACGUGUAUGCAGUAUGAUUGAAGAAUGGCGUUGCUCACUGCAGGAUGCGCUAAUGCAAUGUCAGGAUUUCCAUGAAAUGAGCCAUGGUUUGCUGCUUUGGUUGGAGAACAUUGACAGAAGAAAAAAUGAGAUCUUGCCUAUUAAUCCAAACCAAGACUUGGACACUCUGCAGGAUCAUCACAGACUGCUAAUGCAAAUCAGACGCGAGUUGCUAGAGUCUCAGCUGAAAGUGGUGUCACUCCAAGAUAUGUCCUGCCAACUGCUGGUCAAUGCUGAAGGCAAGGACUGCCUGGAAGCUAAAGAGAAAGUCCAUGUCAUUGGAAACAGACUCAAGCUCCUACUGAAGGAGGUCACACAUCACAUCAAGGACCUAGAGAAAAUCUUAGACAUCUCAAGCAGUCAACUGGAUUUGUCUUCAUGGUCCUCAGCUGAUGAACUGGACACUUCAGGAUCCCUCAGUCCUGUAUCUGGAAGAAGCACACCAAGCAGACAGAGAACGCCACGGGGCAAAUGUAGUGUCUCACAGCCUGGACCCUCUGUCAGCAGUCCACACAGCAGGUCCAUAAGAGGUGGCUCAGAUUCCUCCCAUUCUGAGACACUGGCAGCUCAGCAGCACCCAUCCUUCUUCCUGAGAGUCCUCAGAGCUGCUCUACCACUUCAGCUUCUUCUGCUACUCUUGAUUGGUCUUGCCUGCCUUGUACCAGUGACUGAGGAGGACUACAGCUGUACCCUAUCGAAUAAUUUUGCCCGGUCCUUCCACCCCAUGUUAAGAUAUACUAAUGGCCCUCCUCCUUUAUGAAGCAGUAGAAAGGCUAUUAAAGUUGGAGAAGCAUGACAGGAAAUGGGCCUGUUUCAAAUGUCAAUGCACUCAACAUGGCAGCUUUAUCUAUCUAUUGUAGCCAAUGUUCCCAUAUCAUUCUGCUGGCACUAAAUUAAUAAUGUAUCCGUACCAAAAUGUGUAAUGCAUUACGUGAGUAAUAUCCUUUCAAAACUCACAUCCCUGGCACUAAGAAGGCUAUGAAAUAAGUGAGGGAAUUUUCUUUCUAUCCAACAUUCUGGAUCUUCUGGCCACUUUAUAUCUGGGUCACUGCCCUGUGCUAUGCAUAGCCCAAGGACUUUAUACCGUCGAGAGAACCUCUCCUGUGUGCGGCUCUGAAUGAGCUAUUAGCCGAUCUUUGUUAAAUAUAUUAUCAGUAUCUAACAGUAUUCAAACAAACCAGUGCUAAGGACAUUUGAAAGACUUUGUAACAUACAUUUUUAAAGAGCUUGUAUGGCAAUGUACUAUUUUUCCUUGGUUUUUGUUUUGGGCAUGGCGUUCUAACCUUUUCUUUGGAUGCACAGGCUGUAAAUCUGAAAGGCACUUUUUUAAGGUUUAAAAAAAUGGAUGUAAUAAAUAAGAUCAUGGAAGGUUUUAUGAGAAAAAAUAUUGAAUAUCAAGUAUAAAAAGGAACCUAUUUAUGUAUGUACAGUUUGCUAAGCCAAGUUUUGUUUGUAAUGAUUUCUUUGCAUUUAUUAUAGAUACCAUACAAUAUUUUGUCUACGUGCUUUUUAAUGACAAUUAUAGAAACCUGUACGUUUAGAAUGAGAAAUGUAUGGUAAAAACAAUUAUAAGACCAUGUAUAUGCUGCAAUUCUCAAAGAAAAAAGUAAAAUAAAAAGAAAUGCUGUAAUAAUGAA
Molecule: messenger RNA, 10134 nt
Organism: Malaclemys terrapin pileata
Lineage: Eukaryota; Metazoa; Chordata; Testudines; Emydidae
Product: nesprin-1-like
Exons: 58
Coding region: 72-9257 (3061 amino acids)
Cellular component (GO): membrane
Molecular function (GO): protein binding
Source: RefSeq, a predicted model, not a curated record